GGGCUGGAGGAGGAGCGAGGAGGCCGCUCCCGGGGCUGGGGAGAGCUGGGCGCACGGAAGGAGGAAGAGCGCGGCCGCCGCGGUGCCGAGCGAGCAGCGCCGAGCGGGGGAGCCCGGCCCGCGGGACGGGGACCGAGGGCAUCGCGGUGGGCACUGCGUGACCCCGAGCUGCCGCCCCGAUGGGCAGCGUGGCGGGCAGGGGGCCGGUGUGACCCACCGGGGGAAGCCCAGCAGCAUCAGCGCUCCGCUCCCGCUCGGCUGAACCCCAAAAGCUCAGCUCGCUGCCCACAGCACCCCACAAGGGCCACGGGAGCCCUGCACGGCGUCUGUGAGGGACGGCUGGAGCCUCCGUGAUGAGGAUCAUCCAGACCUCCAGCCUCCCCCAGCUGCCCCCCUGGUGCUCCUGCCACGCUGCCUGCCCGCAGGGUUCCCCGUCCCUAUGAGCAUCACCUCGGUGGCUCCCUGUCACCCGCCGAGACCUGCAGCCAGCACCGCUCUCGGGUACAGGGGGCCCGGUGUCCCCACGCCACCCCCUCCUUUACCCGCCCCAGCAGCCCCCGUGACUGCCAGCAGCCCCUGCUGAGCUGGAUGUGGGCCUGGGGCGGGGACACGGCGCAGCAGGAUGGCGGCAGCAGGAUGGUACCACCGCGACAUCAGCCAGGUGGUGGCCGAGGGGCUGCUGGCCAAGGCCGGGCGGGACGGCUCCUUCCUGGUGCGGGACAGCGAGUCGGUGAAGGGGGCAUACGCCCUGUGCCUCCUGUUCCAGAGGCACGUCUACACCUACCGCAUCCUCCCCGAUGACGAGGGGCUGCUCUCCGUGCAGACCAUCCAGGGCAUCCAAGCCAAGUGUUUCCGCACCCUCCCCGACCUGAUCGGUACCUACCAGCACCCCAACAACGGGCUGGUAACCCCGCUGCUGCACCCCGUGCACCGGGCGAGGCCGGACGAGGACUCGGACGGGGAGGAUGCCCGAGGCUGGGGGCACACGGUGCCGUGUCCCGGCGCUCCCCCCUCCAGCCGGACCCACAUCCCGCAGCAGCUGCACCAGAGGCUGCAGGAGCAGGUCCACAGCAGCCCCGCCAGUGACUUCAUGGGCUUCAUGGCCGAGUACCUGACCCACCACGUGCAGCUGGACCUGGAGGCUCUGUGCCACGGGCACCCGCAGCUGCGGCACCUCAGCACCGCACUCGCCACUGCCUGCCGGGCACUGCACAGUGAGAUCGACUUCACGCUGGCAGGUCUGGAGACCCUGGCCAGGGUGUUCGACCCCCCUGUGUCCCCUCGCAGCCCGGCCAGGGAGCAGGGUUUCCUGAGCAGCGAUCCAGACUUGGAACUGCUCCUCAACAAGAUAUCCACUGUCAACCAACUCCUCUCUUCGCUGGAGAAGAAGGUGCUGAAGUCGCUGCAGGAGACAGUGACAAGGCACAACCUGGCACUGCCCAGCGUGGCUGUGGCCCCCCCGCCAGCUGCCAGGCCCCUGGCCGUGCAGAACUUCGAGGUGAAGGUGGGGAAGUCCCAGCGUGCGGCCCUGACGGUGGACGUGGAGUUGGGGACAGUGACUGUCACCAAGCGGGGCAGCGGCUCCCCGGAGGAGGUGAUCCCACAGGAUAAAAUCCUGCAGCUGAUCAAGUACCAGAGUGUGCAGAGCAAGGUGAGGCUGAUGUGUGCCCGUGACAACCAGAAGAGCGUGAGCAGGGAUUUCAUCUUCUCCAGCGCGCGGAAGCGAGAGGCCUUUUGCCAGCUGCUGCAGCUGAUGAAGAUCCAGCAUUCCAACCUGGAUGAGCCUGAGCUCAUCUCAGUGUAUGUCGGGACAUGGAACAUGGGCAGCACACCCCCACCCCGCUCCCUGGCCUCCUGGCUGACCUCAAGAGGUUUGGGGCGCACGCAGGACGAGACCACGGCCUGCAUCCCCCAUGACAUCUAUGUCAUCGGCACCCAGGAGAACUCCCUGGGCGACCGCGAGUGGGUCGAGUUCCUCUGCGCCUCCCUCAAGACCCUCAUGGCCAUCGACUACCGAGUGGUGGCCCUGCAGUGCCUGUGGAGCAUCAAGAUCGUGGUGCUGGUGAAGCCGGAGCACCUGCGGCGCAUCAGCCACGUCCACACCUCCAGCGUGAAAACCGGGAUCGCCAACACACUGGGGAACAAGGGAGCUGUGGGCGUCUCCUUCCUUUUCAACGGGACCUCCUUCGGCUUCGUCAACUGCCACCUGGCCUCUGGCAGCGAGAAGACCCACAGGCGUAACCAGAACUACAGUGACAUCUUGCACUCCCUGGCCCUGGGGGACAAACGUCUGGGGGGCUUCGACCUCACCCUGCGUUUCACCCACCUCUUCUGGUUCGGGGACCUCAACUACCGCCUGGACAUGGACGUGCAGGACAUCCUCACCCACAUAGUCAAGAAGGAUUUCCAAGCCCUCCUGGCUGUCGACCAGCUUAACCUGGAGCGGGAGAAGAACAAGGUGUUCCUGCGGUUCAGUGAGGGUGACAUCUCCUUCCCUCCCACGUACCGGUACGAGCGGGGCACCCGGGACACCUAUGUGUGGCAGAAGUCCAAGCCCACAGGGGUGCGGAUCAAUGUCCCCUCGUGGUGUGACCGUAUCCUGUGGAAGUCACACCCGGAGACCCACGUGGUCUGCAACUCCUACGGCUGCACCGAUGACAUCGUGACCAGUGACCACUCACCUGUCUUUGCCACCUUUGAGGUGGGAGUGACGUCGCAGUUUGUGCCCAAGGAGGCUCCCGGCUCCAGCCCUGAGGCGCUGGCCUGCAUCGAGUGGGAGAGCAUCGAGGUGAUCCUGAAAACCACGAGCCGCAGCAAGUGCUACAUCGAGUUCCACUCCUACUGCCUGGAGGAGAUGCAGCGGAGUGGGGAGAACACCUUCCAGAACUGUGACAUCCCCGGAUUCCUCAAGCUGGGCUGGUCCUCCAAGCAUCUGCCUGUGCUGAACCCCAUCCUGCCCGACCUGGAGUACCUGGGGGACCAGCACCUGCUCCUCAGCAUCAAGGGCGUGGAGAGCUGCGAGUCCUACGGCGAGUGCUGCCUCGCCGUGAGGUCAGCGAUCGGCACCACGGCCCAGCAGUUCGAGACCUUCCUGUUCCACCGGGGCGAGGAGACGGGCUCCGUGCGCGGCUGGAUGCGAGUCCGGGUCCCCCGGGGCCGCUGCGGCACCCGCGAGAGGCUCUACGAGUGGAUCAGCUUUGAGGAGGAGGAUGCUGAGCCGGCGGCAGAGGCCCCGGUGUGCCCCAAGCCACGCCCGCAGCGCCUCAGGAGCCGCCCCCGCAGCCUCCCGGAGCCAGCCACCGGCUACACCAACCCCGCCUACUUCAUCUUCGAGGGGGUCCCCAACGCGUGGCUCCCGGCCCCCGGAGCAGCCCCCAAGAAGCAGGCGGAGGGCUCGGCCGGGGGCCAGCAGAGCCGGAGCCCCACUGGACCGCGGGUCCCGUUGCCCUCAGAGGAGGAACCGUGGGGUGGCCGGCCCCGCUGUGGGCCACCGAGCCCAUCCCGUGGGCCCCCACUCAGCCCCCCCAGAGUGGGCCACCACAAGAGACCCAAGUCGGCCGUCCUGACGAGGGACACGGCGGGGCUGGGCGACUGCUCGCUGUAUGUGGCCACUCACCUGAGCCAGCUGGACCAGGUGUCACCGCACUGCAGGGGGGACAGACACGAGGUCCCACUGCGCCAGACCCACCCCGCCCUGGAGCCGCCGCCGCGGCCCUGCCGGGAAGCGCCGAAGCCCCUGGGGAAGCGGGGAGGGCUGGAUGCUUUGGAGCUGGAGGCUCCUCCUCCCGCCGACCUGCAGCCUGCCAGGAUGCAGUGACAGCUGUGCCAGCCCUGAGCACCCUCGUGCCCUCGGCAGCUGCUCCCUCCUGCUCAGCCCUGCUCAGACGGUGUUCCCGGAGGACUUUCCCUUCAGCACAAUUCCCGAGGCUGCUGCGCUGGUUCCUUACAGGAUUCCCUUUGCUAUCACUGUCCAGAAUAAAGCGUCAGGGACUUGG
Molecule: messenger RNA, 3995 nt
Organism: Corvus hawaiiensis (hawaiian crow)
Lineage: Eukaryota; Metazoa; Chordata; Aves; Passeriformes; Corvidae
Product: phosphatidylinositol 3,4,5-trisphosphate 5-phosphatase 2-like
Exons: 26
Coding region: 623-3817 (1064 amino acids)
Biological process (GO): phosphatidylinositol dephosphorylation
Molecular function (GO): phosphatase activity
Source: RefSeq, a predicted model, not a curated record